This is a messenger RNA of Papaver somniferum (opium poppy), 1043 nucleotides long. RefSeq lists its product as uncharacterized. Lineage: Eukaryota; Viridiplantae; Streptophyta; Magnoliopsida; Ranunculales; Papaveraceae. The transcript is spliced from 8 exons. The record is from RefSeq and is a predicted model, not a curated record. The coding region runs from base 405 to 848 and encodes 147 amino acids.
AUAUCCGUCUUAUAACAUAAGGCGCCGGAAGUUCUUCCUCGUACACACAGAUAGGCUACACGCAGAGCCUCAACAACAACGUUAACAAAGCUUCCUACAGGAGUUUCAGAGAAUCUUGAAUCAUUGAUCCAAAGAGAAUUUGGAGAAAAAUUCAGAUGGACGUGGAGAGUAAAACAGUUAAUUCUGUUAUCGACAAUGAGGAGGAGGAAGAGGAUGAUGAGAAUCGGAGUCAAGCGUUUCUGAGGAAGUUGAGGACGAUGAGGAUGAUAGUGAUGAUGGAUACAUAGACGAUGAUAUGUUGUAUACUGAUGAUUUCAUUGAGAUCAAAGUAAGAAUUCUGAGAAUUUGGAAAGCGAUGUACGGAAGAUCUGGGAUUGUAAAGGGUUUGGAUUUUAUUCUGAUUGAUGAACAAAUGUAAUCGGAAAACUAAUAUCUCUUUCAGAAAAGAAACCGAAGGACACGAAAAUAACCGAGCUAUUUAUAGAGGACAUGAGCGGAAGAAAAAUGAAAUAGGGGAUCAACUAAAAGAUAUCAAGGCAGUUGGACAGACAAAAUUUUUACAAGUGAUUAUAGUAACAUCAAUAUAUGUACAGAACUACGAAGGUGAACUUUAUCUUAGCUCCACAGACGCGACCAAAUCAUACAUCAACUUGGAUAUACCUGAAGUUGAAGUAUACAAGAACAGGCAUUACCAAAGAACAAACGUAGACAUUGUGAAGAUGCCCGACAUAUCCAAAGAUGAUUUUUCUGCUGAGAAAAGGAUAACCAUACAGCAGCUGAUUGAUUUGCUACAAGAUGAUUCGAAUGAGGUAUUUAACGUAGACAUUGUAAUAACCUGUAAUGUGUAAAAUAAAAUAAAAUGCAGGUACCGUCUGCAGCUAGAGGUCGAAGACCAAACAGGAUGUCCAACGAUCUUUGUGGCAUUUGGUACAGAAGCUGAGGAGUUGCUGGGUGAUACGGAUAUACACAACAACUUCAAACAUAUAAUCGUUUAGAGCAAAUUUGGGAUGAGAUCGUAACACAGUGGGACGGAGUAAAGAUCA